This is a messenger RNA of Sphaeroforma arctica JP610, 1082 nucleotides long. RefSeq lists its product as hypothetical. The coding region runs from base 1 to 597 and encodes 198 amino acids. Lineage: Eukaryota; Ichthyosporea; Ichthyophonida. The record is from RefSeq and is a predicted model, not a curated record. The transcript has 4 exons.
AUGCGCGUUACUGCUCGCCCAGACGUUUAUGUUCUUGGUAUGUGGACCCACUUCACGAAAGCCAAUUUGACUGUUCACCCUCAGGAAGAUGAAGAAAGACUGGUGCGAGAACAAGUGAAGGAAGAGGAGUUAAGGAAAAAACUACUAUGGAAGCAAGCGUUCACUGAAAUCGACCAGGAAAAACUGAACAAGAAGAAGGACAAAGAACAGUUGAUGCAGCAACUCGCAGCCGUAGACGAAUCCAGAGCAGGCGAAGUAAUCGAAAAUUUCAAGAAAGCCAAGAGGCAGAAGACACAACGUGCGGCACAAGUCAAAGCUGCGCAACCCAAGACAUACGCUGUCAAGCCGCGAGCAGCGAUCCCCCAGGCGCGGCUACAACCGUAUAUGUAUGCGCCAACUCCACAAGCGACUUUCCGUGCAAGAGAAGGUCACAUCUAUCAAUUCAAAACCCUGGAGGAUGCUAUACAGAGUCCCAGUAUCGGUGAGAAAGUGGUUACCCGGCCGUCCAUGCCCGGACCAUCACUUGCUGGUGGUCAUCUCAACUCCUAUGUCGCUGCGAGGGGUCUACAAGAAGCGUAUAGCUGCUUAUCUUUCUGAAAAUUGCAGCGAAUCCCAUCGUAGAAUUGGCACCUGAGAAGAAGUACGACUUGAAUUGGCGUACUGAGUCGGUAGUAGGGGCCGCAAGCCAAAACACGGCUAUGACUGAAACUUAUCAGCUAUCCCUGGGCACCAACAUUCUGCCUGUGCCAGGGUAGGUUUAAACCGGAUGUCUUCUAUCGACGAGUACACGGAUCACAAUCCUGAGAAGUUUAAAUGCUUGAUCGCCGGAUUAAAUCAACUGUCGCGUGUCGCGCAUUGAGUAUAUGCCACUGCGCAUCUUCACAAUCUGUCGCAGCCGUGUCAAGAAUAUAAUUGCCUACUGCAAAGAUAUUUGGAUCGCUGACCAGUUUUUGACCGGAAGAAUACCUUUCCAUUUCGAAUGCAUGGAAAGAUAGUUUUGAAGUUCAUCCUCUGGAUUAUGCUCAGAAAGUCCGGCAAGUAUAUGAUCAAACUCCAUAUGUCAAUGGAAAGCUACAUCCCAA